GUACAUAGACGAAGAUGGAAGGAACUCUGUCUGUCCAUGGCGACGGAGGAUCGGCCCAAAUCGGAGAAUGAUAAGCGCAAGCGCAUGCUCAUCGCCGUGCACAGCAAUCUCCACGACAGUCCAUGUUCGCGAGCUGCAAUCUUUCUGGCACACGGGCACCGACCUUCGUCCCGUCUGAUCCUCCGUUGCGUUCUAAACCCUCCUCACGUCGGUCUGAACAGCUCGAUGGUGAGUCUGCCGCAUGCGUUCGUGCCACGAAGCGUAACAGGGGUUUCGAGAAAUUUCACCUUUUCCGCAUCUCCUUGACUGAUCUUCCAUACAGUCAAUGUUGCACGAGUGCUCUGCCGAAUCCCGCCAUCGAUCAAACGUAUUCAUCAGGUUCGCACUAGCGACAAGGAAAUAGUUCGCGGUGUCGUCUGUCGUCCAGGUUUCGACUCUUUCCAGCGUGGAGCAUUUGGACGAAUCGCGCUUCGAUCGAGCGAUGGAGUCAUCAGAAACUAACGAAAUUAAGGAAGAGGCCUGAAUCACCAAAGAGGGGCCGAGCGGAUCGCCACAAAAUAAUGGCCGGAAGGGGAAAAAAGAAUGUGAUCUUCGACUGCUCUUGACCGCAGUCGUUUGUAGUUGACCGAGGUUCUUGAUCGGCGGAAAACUGGGUUGCGGCUUUUCGACCAGUCAGGCAGACACUCACCUCGACAAAGAUUUGCGCAGACAACAACACGAUCGCAGAGUCAAAUAACUUCCUCUGAUCACCAAUCACGCAUCAUCUUUCGUAAAUGCACAUGCGGCUUUAGGCGAUUCUCCCUGACCGUAACUUUCGUCUGCGGAUUAUGUGCUACAGUUCUACAUCACAUCUGCAGACUGUAGCCGUUCAUUCAUUCAUCAUAGCACUAUAUUGUCUAUAAUCCGUGGAAUCAUCAGGAUUUUGCAGCCAUGGAGGCAAGGUUGGGAAAUCCGAAAAGAAGGUGUGGAGGAUCAGACGGAAGUUGGAACCUUUACUGGAUUGGAUACCCCAAGAAGAGCCCGAAGAAGAGAAGAGGACGAGAAGUUGGUACAGCCUUGGCACAAAUCAUGGCAAAACAAAGUCGGGAAAGAUAUCUUGGCGUGACUAAUCAACACGUUUCACGAGAAGUAAGGACAAAGGCAAGAGACAUGCAUGAGCAGGCCGGUUUCCCGUCCAUGUGGUCCUUCUAUAACCGACGACGGUCCGGAACAUUCGCUCUCUCCCGGUGCUGUCGACUUACAAGACAAAACGUCAUUCCAUUCCUGGACAAUCAUUCCCGGAGCUGUUGUGACGUUUUGACUGGACCCAAGAGCAGCAGAGAACUCUCCGUAAUCAGCAGUCAGCUCCCAAAGGAAUCUUAUCAAUGAGACAGGAGGAAAGCCGACGACCAAGAUAGAGCCGUAACGUAACAAACGUGGGCAGGCUCGCCAUUCGAGCUGCAAGAUUCCAGCAUGCUUGCGGAACGAGACGGUCUAUGGGAAUAUGAGCCUCAUAAAACCGAGGAAGUAACGUCACAAGAAAGUAAUAAUACUAUGAGGAUGUUGUUUAUGCGUGGGUCACACAAGUCGGAGCUUUGAACAUCUCCAUCCGGCACAUGUGCGCGUAUAGUUCCACGCUCUUUCCAUAUGGUCGGGUUCUGUACAAUCGUCGAGAAUGCGGCUCCAGUCCCAGCAGUCAUCAGGGAUGAGAGGCACGACCCGGCAGGGCUGUAUCCAACUUCCUGUCACGAAGUACCGAUAGUGGACGGGGCAAGCAAGGGAAACUUCAGAAAUCCGUUAUCUCUAGCAGCAAGAUCUCGCAUGCUAAUCGUGCAAGAGUGGGGUCCGUAAUAGUAAACGAUCGAGGGUGCGGAAGUGCUGCAUUACUUGAGGCAUUGUUGGCGAAGGUCAGAGGAGAUCCGGAUAAUCUGACCUGCCGCAAAGUACUCAAUCAGGAAAAUAUGUCGACUCUGAGAUUGCUGGUGGGCCUCUUUCUGAAGAAUUGUUCCUUCACUCCUGUUGAGGACCUUCUUUCAAAAGCGUAGUUGAGGAUUUGUGGUGACAAACAGCGUACGAGUGUAUUGAGUUACUAAAUGAUCUCGUCUGUCUGUCUCUCUCCAGUCCUCUUCAGCCUAAAUUCCUCCUGAGAUUCUUUGCAUCCUUAUCUCGUCGAGUAUGUAUAUGUUAUGCGUAUGCGAGUUGACUAAAUAGAGGUUCAAGAUCCUCAUACAAAACGAAUGCUAGGAUUAUUAUCCUAGCGCGCAGAAGCAUAAAUGCCUUAGCUGAUACAAGCAUACGCAUCUGUAGCAAGGUUUUCCUAUGACUGCAGCGAAAUGAAGGCUGUCGUUCAGAGUUUGCUACUUCUGGUCUUUAAGUGCAUGUAAUGAAAUACCAAAAAACGAGAAAGUACAUAGUUUGGCGCAGGUUGGUAUGAAACUAGCAGUUUUCAUACAAUGUCGGGCGGAUGGACUUUACCAGGAGGAGAAAAAGAAUCUAAAACUGUUGAACCUAUCGAUGAAGCAGAAGUUUUUCUCGAGGAUUACUCUAAGGAGGACAGGGGAGAUGCAGACUCCCCUAUAGAGGAAGUGAACUUGACGGUUCCAACAACUGAUACGCCGGACAUGCGAAUGCUCACCGUGAGGACGUGGGUCAUUGGGUUACUGAUUUGCGGAUUUCUAGCGUUUGUGAACCAAUUUUUUUGGUUUCGAUCAUCCCCUAUCACCAUUUCUGCCCUGGCGGGACAAAUUGUCUCACUAUACCUUGGUAGGAUGAUGGCGACUUGGCUUCCCGACAAGAAGAUUGGUCCUAUAGAGCUCAACCCGGGCCCUUUCAACAUCAAGGAGCAUGUCCUCAUCACAGUGUUUGCUGGUUGUGGCAGCGCCUUCGGACGAGGAAAUGCGGAAGCUAUACAGCUUGUCACCCUUCUGAAUAUACCAAAGUUCUUUAAUAAGAGUCUAAAUUUUGGCGUGGCAGUACUGCUGGUUUCAACAACUCAAACCCUUGGCUAUGGAAUGGCAGGGCUUUUACGAAAAUAUGUUGUGGACCCUCCUCAUAUGUGGUGGCCUUCAACCAUGGUUGAUGUAGCUUUAUUCAGAGCUCUCCACGAGAAGGAACCUUCAAGGGGUUUGAGCCGAAUUCAGUUUUUUCUUAUUGCCGCGGUGAUAAGUUUUGCGUGGUACAUCGUACCGGACUACUUUUUUACCACAAUCACCUCCCUAUCCUGGAUCUGCUGGGUUUAUAAAGAUUCUGUGACAGCACAACAACUUGGAUCAGGAAUCAAUGGUUUAGGCUUUGGCUCGAUUGCACUUGACUGGGCUACCAUCUCCGCUUAUCUAUCGUCUCCCCUAUCAACACCCUGGUUCACGUUGGUCAACGUAUAUGUGGGUUUUUUAAUUGCUGCGUACAUCAUCACACCUCUCUGCUAUUGGUACGAUGUCUACAAUGCCCAGAACUUUCCAAUCAUCUCCAACAAACUAUUUCUUUUGAAUGGCAACCGGUACAAUGUUAAGCAGGUUCUAGAUGCAGGUGGUUUGGAUCUGGACUUGGAAAAGUACAACGCUUACGGACCUCCAGAACUAUCAACUUCCUAUGCUAUAAUUCAUUGGGGCCUGGUGUUUGCCUACAUCACUUCCGCGUUCACUCAUGUAUGUUUGUGGAAUGGGAAAGACAUAUACCAUCGAUUCAUGAGUUCCAGACUGGAUGGAAAGUACAAACCCGAUAUCCACACGCAACUUAUGCAAUAUUACCCGGAGAUUCCUUCGUGGUGGUUCUGGGCGUUACUCCUAGUCAACGUUGCGCUGUCUCUGUUUAUGAUGAAAAACUGGGAGGAUACUUUUCAAAUAUCUUCCUCAAUGUUACUGUUGGCUAUUGGCAUGUCCUGCGCUUUCACUCUUCCCAUCGCCAUCAUUACUGCCACAACAAAUCAGUUUGAAGGACCUGGAGCUCUCUGUGACUUCUUCUAUGGAUAUCUUGCACCAGGGCGAGUUGUAGGAUUGAACUCAUUUCGAGUAUAUGCUGCUGGUAGUGUUGUGCAAUCAGUGGUCUUCCUACGGGACUUCAAACUUGCUCACUACAUGAAGAUUCCUCCCCGCAACAUGUUCCUUGUUCAGGUUGUAGGGACAUUACUGGCAGGUUUUGUAAAUGUGUCCUGUGCCUAUUGGCUGUAUGAGGCGGAACCGUUGUUGUGCGCUGAAUCAGGAGACUGGACGUGCCCAGCUGCGACCAACGGUUUUUCUGUAGCCACCAUAUGGGGACUGAUCGGCACGAGAAGAAUGUUUGGAGACAUAGGACGAUACAAGAAUAUGACAUGGAUGUUUCUAUUUGGUGCAAUCGCCCCCAUCCCGUUCUGGGCUCUCGCAAAAAUGUCUCCAAAACUCGAGUUCCUGAAGUGGGUUCAUCUGCCAGUAAUUCUCAGUGCAGUCAAGCCAUGGCCACCAGCAACACCUGUAAAUUUCAACUCGUGGUUUUUGGUGGGCUUCAUGUUCAACUUUGUGAUCUUCAGACACCGCAGAUCAUGGUGGAAAAGGUACAACUACGUCCUGUCAGCAGCAUUGGACACAGGGAUAGCAAUUGCUGGACCUCUCCUUUUCUUCACACUCCAAUAUGAGAAGAAAGGUCACCUGGCGUGGUGGGGUAAUUCGCAUCCUUAUGUAGACCAUUGUCCCUUAGCCAUCUGUCCCACCGCGAGAGGAAUCAAUGUCACAUCUACAAAUCCAUUGUGCCCAGUCAUGUAGGCCCCAUCAGCAAGAUUCGUUAGUGCUUUCUUCCUAAGGCUCAGCAAUCGAGUCUCACCAAUCCAAGAAGUUGAGAGAAAUUUCUUGAGACGGCCCAGACAACAAACAACAAAAGAGCUGUCCUUUCAAAUACUCUCUAUUUGAAGUAUCACCAAUUACGGCGAGGUUCUCACUUUCAGGUUAAGGCGGUGCGUUUUCUACCCACCUUAAGGAGUCCUCAGUACUGACGGGCUCGCAUAGCACACGGCUCGACCUACUUCAAUUGGUGACUUCAUUCAACUUGUAUAAUAAAUUUUCAAUGUGCAUUCCCUUCAAACCCUUGAUCGGAAUUGGUGCCGUUUCACAAUAGGGAAA
This is a messenger RNA of Marchantia polymorpha subsp. ruderalis, 5066 nucleotides long. The record is from the annotation of a GenBank genome assembly. Lineage: Eukaryota; Viridiplantae; Streptophyta; Marchantiopsida; Marchantiales; Marchantiaceae.